This is a messenger RNA of Eimeria necatrix, 3348 nucleotides long. RefSeq names its product protein phosphatase 2C, putative. Bases 1 to 3348 code for a protein of 1115 amino acids. The transcript is spliced from 13 exons. Gene Ontology annotation, molecular function: transcription coregulator activity. Gene Ontology annotation, biological process: regulation of transcription by RNA polymerase II. Gene Ontology annotation, cellular component: nucleus; SWI/SNF complex. Lineage: Eukaryota; Apicomplexa; Conoidasida; Eucoccidiorida; Eimeriidae. The record is from RefSeq and is a predicted model, not a curated record.
AUGCAGCUCAUCAGGCUGCCAAAGACUGCUGCUGCAGCGGAUUCAAAGGCAGCAGCAGCAGCAGCGUAUUCAAAGGCAGCAGCAGCACCAGCGGAUUCAAAGGCAGCAGCAGCAGCAGCAGCAGCAGCAGCAGCAGCAGCAGCAGCAAAAGCACGCAGCGUGAAGGCGGAGGCCUCCGGGGGGCCCCCAGGGGGGGCCCCCAGGGGCCCCUCAGGGCCCCCCCAGAGCCGAAAAGAUAAAACUGAAAUUCUGGCUGCCUUAAAACGAGAACAAUCAAGCAGCAGCAGCAGCAGCAGCAGCAGCAGCAGCAGCAGCGGGUACACGAAGAGCCGCACGAAGAGCAGCAGCAGCAGCAGCAGCAGCAGCAGCAGCAGCAGGAGAGGCAAGAAGCGCAGGCGGAAGCGGAAAAGCGCAAAAAGGAGAGCAGCAGCAGCAGCAGCCUGUCGGCGUCCGCUGCUGCUGUCUGCUGCGCUGCAGCAGCUGCUGCAGCUGCCGCAGCGCAGCAGCAAAGUGGAUGUCAUAAGGGGCCUCUGGAAGUACGCGAAGCAGCAGCAGCUGCAGCAGCAAGGAGAACCCCACACUAUUUGCUGCGACGAGCCGCUGCAGCAGCUUUUUGGGGGCCUCCAAAAAACUUUGGAGGGCGCAGCAGCAGCAGCAGCAGCAGCAGCAACAACAACAGCAGCAACUGCAGAAGCAGCAGCGACUUUGAAAGCAGCAGCAACAGCGCCAGCAGCAGCGACGAGUCUUUUCCAAAGAGGUGCAAAACGCUCAGCAGCAGCAGCAGCAGCAGAAGCGGCAGCAGCAGCAGCAGCAGCAGGAGUGGGGCACCGCAGUGGCGUCCUAGGCCUGCAGCAGCAGCAGCAGCAACAGCAGCAGCAGCAGCACCAAGAACAGCAGCAGCAGCAGCAGCACCAAGAACAGCAGCAGCAGCAGCAGGAAGUUGCCGCGCGCGGCUGCGGCGGCUGCUGCUGUCUUCCAGCGACGAAGAGACAGGGCCCCUUAGAGCAGCUCGUAGCCCAGCAGCAGCAGCAGCAGCAGCAGCAGCAGCAGCAGCAGCGAGAGCAGCAGCACCAAACGGAAGCAGCAGCAGCAGUGCCAACAGCGCCGGCAGCAGCAGCAGCCCGCGCAUCAGCAGCAGGGAGAACAGCAGCAGCAGCAGCAGAACAAGCAGCACUGGCAACAAAGAGGGAAAGACCAGCAGCAGCAGGAGCGAAUGCAGCAACAGCAGCAGCAGCCGCAGCAGCAGCAGCAGCAGCAGCGAAACGAGAGCAGGUUGAGGGACAGCCAGAGCCCUCCUUUACACAUGGGGAAAUGUGGCAGUCACGGCAGCAGCAGCAGCAGCAGCAGCUGCAGCAGCAGCAGCAGCAGCAGCGGCAGCAGCAGCUAGAUAUGAGCAUUUCAGGGACAGCAGCAGCCUCAAGCAGCAGCAAAAGAGCUGCAGCAGAUGGCUCAGCAGCUGCAGCGCCACCAGGUAGCAAAUCAGCAGCAGCAGCAGCAGCAGCAGCAACUGCAGCAGCAGCAGCAGCAGCAGCAGCAGCGUGGGGCCGCUGGGCAGCAGAAAGCGAAGACCCUUUGGCCCAAAUAUUAAAAAGAGCAGCAAAAAGAAAUAAUGAAAGCAACGACCCCCCAGAGCAGCAGCAGCAGCAGCAGCAGCAGCAGCAGCAGCAGUUGCUGCAGCAGCAGCUGCGGCUGCGGCUUAGCAGCAUCCGGCCGCGGUCUGUUGCUGUUUCAUUUUGCUGCUGCAUUUGCCAGCGUGUUGCUGCUGCUGUGCAGCAGGGGAUUCUCUCCUUCAGCCUGCUGCAGCAGCAGCUCCCUGCAGCAGCAGCAGCAGCACCAACAGCAGCAGCAGCAGCAGCAGCAGCAGCGGCAGCAGCAAGUGAAGAGCUGCCCGUAAAAGUCUACGGUUUAGCUCUGGCGUGUCUGCUGCACCAGGAAGCCCCCGUAGCCAUCGAAAGAAACUCUGAAGAGCAGCAGCAGCUAAAAGGGCUGCUGCUGCUCGAGGGUUUGCAGCCCGCAGCCUCCUACCGCUUCACGCUGCUGGCCCACGCCAAGCAGCAGCAGCAGCAGCAGCAGCAGCAGCAGCAGCAGCAGCAGCAGCAGCAGCAGCAGCAGCAGCAGCAGCAGUGGAAGCAAGAGCAGCAGCAGCGGCAGUUUGCUGCAGCGAAGACGGCCCGCGACGCUUCGCAGCAGCCUGGUGAGCAGCAGCCCCCAGCAGCAGGCGCAGCAGCGAAGGCCCCCGCAGCAGCAGCAGCAGCAGCAGCAGCAGCAGCAGCAGCAGCAGCGGUGGGGUCAGUGGUGCUGGAGCAGCGGCAGCAAGUGGACCAGUGGUCCACUGCUGCUUGCCUGGCCUUCGCCAGGGGCCUCAGCCUCCCCCCUUUGCAUGCAGCCUUUGACCAGUGGUCCAUUGGGGGCCCCCAGCUGCUGCAGCUGGGGGCCCCCGAGCUCGCGGCCAUGGGCCUGCCGCGCUGCCCAGAGAACGACUCGCCGCGGGAGGAGCUGCAAGAGCUUCUCCCAAGCCCUGCAGACGAGGGUCUAGGGGCGAUGAGCUCGAAGAGGUUGGUGGCCGAUUCCCCUCCCCCCGUGGAUGUGGCGGGAAAGCGCCGAUGCGUCGACAGCGGCACGGUCUUGAUAUCCUUUCCGGGGUUUUACCUCGAAGCAGCAGUUUACGGAGACAAAGGGGCUCGCCGCCAAAUGGAAGAUGAGCGGCUGCUGCUGCCUUCCUUGGCAGCUCUGGAGCCUUCUUUGAAGGCUUCCCGCGACUUCGCGGUUUUUGCAAUCAUGGACGGACACGGCGGGAGACAAUCUGCUGCUUUCGUCAAAACGGCGCUGCCUCUGGAGAUUUCGAAGCAGCUGAAGCUGCUGAUGGAGCAGCAGCAGGAGGAGGAGCAGCAGCAGCAGCAGCAGCAGCACGAGCAGCAGCAGCAGCAGCAGCAGCAGCAGGGAGAGCAGCAGCAGCAGCAAGGGGGGCAGCAGCAGGAAGUUAAGCCGCUGCAGACGGUCAAGAGCGAAAAGGGUGCACAGCCAGAGAAAGACAGCAGCAGCAGCAGCAGCAACAGCAGCAGCAGCAGCAGCAGCAGCAGCAGCAGCAACAGCAGCAACAUUACCAACAGCUGCCCAGAAAUCGAAGUCUCUGAUAAGGAAAUGAAGCGCGUUCUAUAUGCUGCCUUCCGCAAAGUGGACUCUCGCAUUGCUACGGAGAUUCCCGCCUGCCGAGACGGCUGCACAGCAGUCUUUGUAAUGAUUUUGGGCCGCCAAGUCUUCAUUGCUGGGCUGGGAGACAGCGCAGCAUUUCUGGCGCGGAAACACGCCAAGGGCUACUACGACGGCUGCACAGCAGUGUCUUUGUAA